Molecule: messenger RNA, 2248 nt
Organism: Myripristis murdjan (pinecone soldierfish)
Lineage: Eukaryota; Metazoa; Chordata; Actinopteri; Holocentriformes; Holocentridae
Gene: tyr
Product: tyrosinase
Exons: 6
Coding region: 162-1787 (541 amino acids)
Biological process (GO): melanin biosynthetic process; pigmentation
Molecular function (GO): tyrosinase activity
Source: RefSeq, a predicted model, not a curated record
GUGUGUGUGUGGAGGGAGGUGUAGUAGUGGGGUAGAUGGUAGCAUAGUGGGGUGUUCGCAUUUAGGACGCUGACUAGUGGCUUACUACACUUAAAACCUGCAAACUGCACAUUGUGACAAGUAAAUAACUGCAUGUGGAUGAAGCAAUUACACAGUUCAUCAUGAGGAGCCUGUGUAUGUCUGUAACUCUGCUGCUGCAGCUCCUUGGGUCUUGUCUAUGCCAGUUCCCCCGACCAUGCGCUAACUCUGAGGGACUACGGACCAAAGAGUGUUGCCCUGUGUGGGACGGUGAUGGCUCAGCCUGUGGUGCCCUGUCGGGCCGUGGGUUCUGUGCUGAGGUGGAGGUGUCAGAGGAGCCCCAUGGGCCCCAGUACCCGCACAGCGGAAUCGACGACCGAGAGCGCUGGCCCUUAGCUUUCUUCAACCGGACGUGCCGCUGUGCUGGAAACUAUGGUGGCUUCAACUGUGGUGAAUGCAGGUUUGGGUACUGGGGUCCAGGCUGUGCCCAAUACCGGGAAUCAGUGCGUCGGAACAUCAUGACGCUGUCAGUUUCCGAGCAACAGAGGUUCAUCUCUUACCUUAACCUGGCCAAAAACACCAUAAGCCAAGACUAUGUCAUCUCCACAGCAACAAGGGCAGAAAUGGGUGAAAAUGGUGAGAACCCCAUGUUCUCUGACAUCAGCACCUAUGACUUGUUUGUCUGGAUUCACUACUACGUGUCGCGGGACGCCUUCCUGGGUGGGCCUGGGAAUGUAUGGACAGACAUUGACUUUGCCCAUGAGUCUUCAGCCUUCCUGCCCUGGCACCGUGUCUACCUGCUGCACUGGGAGAAUGAAAUCAGGAAGCUGACAGGGGAUUUUAACUUUACCAUCCCAUACUGGGACUGGAGGGAUGCACAGGCCUGUGAUGUAUGCACUGAUGCUCUGAUGGGCGGACGCAGCACCUUCAACCCCAACCUCAUCAGCCCUGCUUCUGUCUUCUCUUCUUGGAAGGUGAUCUGCACCCAGCCUGAGGAGUACAACAACAGAGAGGCAUUGUGUAAUGGUACCGGAGAGGGUCCACUGUUACGUAACCCUGGCAACCAUGACAGAGGCCGCGUGACACGACUCCCCACGACGGCCGACGUGGAGUUCAGUUUGUCUCUCACUGAGUACGAGACGGGAGCCAUGGACCGUUUUGCCAACAGGAGCUUCAGAAACGUCGUGGAGGGUUUUGCGAGUCCGGAGACAGGUAUGGCAGUGCCCGGCCAGAGCACCAUGCACAACGCCUUGCAUGUCUUCAUGAACGGCUCCAUGUCCUCAGUGCAGGGCUCAGCCAACGACCCAAUAUUCCUGUUGCACCACGCCUUCAUAGACAGUAUUUAUGAGCGCUGGCUGAGGGCCCAUCAGCCUCCCCGGACACAUUACCCACGUGCCAACGCUCCCAUCGGCCACAACGACGGCUACUACAUGGUGCCCUUCCUGCCUCUCUAUAGAAAUGGAGACUACUUCCUGUCCAACAAGGCUCUGGGAUAUGAAUACGCAUAUCUGUUGGACCCUGGCCAGAGGUUCGUCCAGGAGUUCCUGACGCCCUACCUGCAGCAAGCCCAGCAGAUCUGGCAGUGGCUCCUGGGCGCCGGGAUCCUGGGUGCGCUGGUUGCCACACUCACUGCUGUGCUGGCUGUCACAGUGAUAAAGAGAAGAAACCGCAGGGAAAAGAGGAAGAAGACAUCGAGCUAUGGAGAGAGACAGCCACUAUUGCAGAGCAGUUCAGACGAAGGGUCAACUUCGUAUCAGACUACACUGUAACAUGCACAGACGCACACACACAUGAAGGAAGAAAAUAUUAGGGACACAUUUUCAUCAAGUGCACUGAUAGUGAUGAAAGCCACGCUAUGCAAAACUGAACGCUGAUGAUGACAGCCUGCUGAGUCAGAAGAGUCCUAACUUAAAUUAAAUAAAUUAAACUUAACACACCGCACCUUUAACUCUAUACCAAUCUCAAAGGAGAUGUAGAUGAAGAGGAGCUGAUACGUUACAGAAAGGUUUUCAAAGCUGAAACAUGUAAUAUUUUUUAAAUGUUGUGAUAUCAGUAUAUCUGUGUAUGGUAGAGUUUGCUAAGACAUCAUACUCUGCUAUAGAGAAAUGUCAACCAUAUCAGUCAAAGUGUCAGGUUGCAUCUCAGUCUGAGACAAGUGACCCUAAUAGUUUCUUCAUUCAGGGUAUGCAUGUGCACACACACACACACACACACACACACACACACACAC